AUGAAAGGCCGCUGGAAACGUCUUAACGAAAAUGAAAACAAAUGGGUUGCUGCUUGCAAGGAAGCAAAUGCUCGAAGAAGGAGUGGAAUGAGCGACGACGAUGUUGAGAAAGAAGCUCAUUCCAUUUACGAAGCAUAUGUUGAUAAUCAGGAAAGUGGUGCCAGUUCGAAAAGAUCAAAGACUUCGGAAGAUGGGGGAUUUUCAAUCCCUUCUAAUCCAGAAACUCCAACAUCUAAACAGUCAACUGCGACUCGUCCCAUUGGAAGAGAUAAGGCAAAAAGGAAAGGAAAAGAACUUCGUGCAAUAAGACUCACUAGAGAUGCCGAAGCUGAGUUAAUAAAGACUCGAAUCGAACUAGAGCGCGAGAAGUUGCAAAGAAACACAAUGAACAUGAAAGAAAAAAUGUUGCUUCAAUUGUUGGUGAAAGAGCACUUAUCUUCAGAAGACAAAGAGAUGAAACAAAUCGCUAUUCAAAUAGUGGAAGCUGCUACUGCUAAUGAUGAGUUUUUUCAACAGAGACGAGAUGCCACCAGCAGAGUAGGUCUUUCAUCAUUGCAGAAAUGUACUGGAGCCAUGUGGGUGUUGGCGUAUGGGACAUCUUCUGAUGUUGUCGAUGAGUAUCUACGAAUGAGUUCAUCUUCGACAAGAGAUGCUUUAGUCCAUUUUGUGGAAGGUGUUAUUUCUUGCUUCGGUGGUACGUAUCUCAAAAGGCCUAAUGAACAAGAUUUAGCAAGGCUGCUCUAUGUUGGAGAACAACGUGGUUUCCCAGGCAUGAUUGGCAGUAUUGAUUGCAUGCAUUGGGAGUGGAAAAAAUGUCCUAAUGCAUGGGCCGACCAAUAUACUGGGAGAAGUGGAAAUCCAACAAUCAUUUUGGAAGUUGUUGCUUCAUACGACUUGUGGAUAUAG
This is a messenger RNA of Salvia miltiorrhiza (redroot sage), 906 nucleotides long. Its product is annotated as glutathione S-transferase T2-like. Lineage: Eukaryota; Viridiplantae; Streptophyta; Magnoliopsida; Lamiales; Lamiaceae. The record is from RefSeq and is a predicted model, not a curated record. The transcript is spliced from 4 exons. The coding region runs from base 1 to 906 and encodes 301 amino acids.